AUGUCGACCAUUACUCGUGCUUUUACCAAGCGCAACAAGCGUCCGGAAGUGUCGGCCCCCAUGCCGUACCGUGGCGAAGGGCAUGUUCGAUACAAUUCUGGCACCAUCAAGCGAGGCGAUAUUUCAGGCCCGGUCCAGCUGCUGUCCACUACCAACAUGUUGGCUUACAAUGCUCCCGAUUUGCACUCGCCUAAUCCUUCGUCCGCUUCAUCGCUGCAGUCGCGCGACGACGAUUUCGCCGUGUCUCCCCAGAGUUACGCUUCGUCCGGUCUCACCACUCCCGACCAAUCGCCUUACGAGUCAUUCCCGAUCGACGCGCAUCCAUCCUAUUUCCCAAAGCGAUCCGCCACAGUGACUAGCCAUCCUCGCUCCUCUACCAAUUCUGCCUCUUCGACCGACGCCCCGAUGAUUCCCAAGCGGGCGCUCUCUCACACGAAGCGCUCUCACCAGGAGCUUGCGCGCAGGCGCUCCCAGCGGAUGUCGCCUCCUCCACUGAACCCUACUCGCAGCAACUCGACCAUUCGGGCCUCGCAGGAUAUGUUCAAGCAGGAGGCGCACCCGUUUGGCAAGGAAUUGGAGCAGGUGAAUGAGGUGGCAGAGGAAUUCGGCGCCGCGCACUUUAUGGAUGAAGAAGAGCGAAUUCUCCAUCGCAAAGGACUUAUCAAGUUCACCGUCGACGAUUACCUUCUCGAAGUCGAGGAGCUUUACGGCAGUAUCUUUGAUGACACCAUCGGCCCCAUCGGUGUCACAGCCUGGCUGUGA
Messenger RNA from Penicillium maclennaniae, 762 nucleotides. RefSeq lists its product as uncharacterized. The coding region runs from base 1 to 762 and encodes 253 amino acids. NCBI's taxonomy places the organism in Eukaryota, Fungi, Ascomycota, Eurotiomycetes, Eurotiales, Aspergillaceae. The record is from RefSeq and is a predicted model, not a curated record. The transcript has a single exon.